Galendromus occidentalis (western predatory mite) is the source of this 537-nucleotide messenger RNA. Its product is annotated as cuticle protein 14-like. Bases 1 to 537 code for a protein of 178 amino acids. The transcript is spliced from 2 exons. The record is from RefSeq and is a predicted model, not a curated record. NCBI's taxonomy places the organism in Eukaryota, Metazoa, Arthropoda, Arachnida, Mesostigmata, Phytoseiidae. Gene Ontology annotation, cellular component: extracellular matrix.
AUGGAUGUUCACACGGCAGCCGAGGCCUUGGUGGCUAUCGGCGGGAAAGAUACGAAUUGUUAUGAAAUGAAGAGCAAUAAUACGUUACACCCCGACGAGCAGCAGUCGAGAAGCUUCGCGUUCGUCUGCUUGGUCUCCGCGGCUUGCACAGCCGUGCUGGCCAGUCCUCCCGGAGGCUACGGGGGACACGGUGGGGGCUACGGUGCCUCUGAAGAAAAUUACGGUCCGCCGCAGCCUUAUGAGUUCAGUUACUCAGCUGAGGACCACGAUGGCUCGCAUGGCCACAGUCAAACAUCCGAUGGACGAACUGUUCGAGGACAUUAUAUGAUCCAGAUGGCCGACGGCACCAAGCGGAGAGUCGAAUAUCACGCCGACGAAAGCGGAUUCCACGCCAAGAUUGUCACAAACGAACUCGGAACCGAGUCCAAGAAUCCCGCCGAUGUGGUGUUCGAAUCCUCGGCGGUCACUGGCGAACAGGCCGCUGCCCAGUACGGAUCUCAGCACCGCAGCCGAGCUUCAAGUCAUGGAUGGAAUUAG